Penicillium bovifimosum is the source of this 3729-nucleotide messenger RNA. RefSeq lists its product as uncharacterized. Bases 1 to 3729 code for a protein of 1242 amino acids. Gene Ontology annotation, biological process: autophagy; endosomal vesicle fusion; vesicle-mediated transport. The record is from RefSeq and is a predicted model, not a curated record. Gene Ontology annotation, cellular component: fungal-type vacuole membrane; cytoplasm. The transcript is spliced from 3 exons. Lineage: Eukaryota; Fungi; Ascomycota; Eurotiomycetes; Eurotiales; Aspergillaceae.
AUGGCUUCAGAGGACGCAAUUGGUCCUCGGAAGAGGCGCAAGAUUAGUCCACCUGGGACUAUACCUUAUGUCUUACAUUCACUCUUUGAGGAUGUGCCGUUAGCGACCGAGCACAGCUCCGAUGUCUACAUUACUUGUGUCGAGUACUGGAAUGAGAACCUGUACAUCGGCACCUCCGCAGCCGAGAUCUUGCAUUUCGUAUGCCUUCCGCCAGCCUCCCCAGACGAUGCCGCCGAGCCUACCUUUAUAUUGGCAUCCCGAUUGCCGAUCCUCUUCACCCAGAGCCCCCCGGCGGACGGUGGUCAAGAAGGCGUUCGACAAAUAGUCAUAUUAGCCUCCGUGAACAAGGCGUGUGUUCUCUGCAAUGGCACUGUUACGUUUUAUAUGCUGCCGGAGCUUAGCCCUGCUUUUGGAAAUACAAAGGUCAAUAACUGCCGCUGGAUCGGUGGGUUGGAUCUGAACUGGGAUGCAGAAACAGACGGGGAUCCGACUAUUAUGAUAGCUGUACAGAACAGGAUUAUGCUUGUGCAGAUAGGGGAUGAGGCGCGACGGAUCAAGAAGAUUGAGUUCCCCGGCUGCUUAACUGCGGCGCGGCGAGGAACGAUCGCCUGUGCUGCUGAUACACACUCAUACUCAUUACUCGAGGUGGCUCACCAGCAGAAGAUUCCGCUCUUCCCUAUAUCUUCUUCAAAUGAAGUCUUUGAGUCAGGGCAUGUGGAGGAUAUGAACCCGGCUCCACCAACACCACUCAAGCGUUCACCCUCUUCCUCCUACCCAACCUCGCCACCGACCAACUUGUCUGCGCAUGGUAGAAGCACAAGCCUGAAUACCUUCGUGGGAAUGCCCUCCCCGCAGGCACAACCGGCUCAGUUGGAUAGAUCGCUAUCAGGGACGCCCGACCCUUUCACAGCAACCGGUGAACCCAGAAGAUCAAGUUCGUCGAAGCGAGAAGAGAGAGGCUCCCCCAGACCUCCUGAUGAUCAGGAUCCAGGGAAUCAACCUUCAACUAACGACGGUUUGAAGCCAUUACCACCACUACCCCCAUCAACAAAGCAAAGCUCGAAACGUCUCCAACCUCAUGUAGUAUCCCCAACGCCUUCCGAGUUCCUCCUUGUGACCGGGACCGAGGAAACAGAACCAGGCGUCGGCAUGUUCGUCGACAUGGAUGGUGAAGUCGUUCGAGGCACAAUAAAUUUCCACAGAUUCCCUAAAUCGGUUGUGAUUGACACCGAAAACAUCAAUCAAAUAUUCCAGACCGGUGACGAUAAAACGGAGGAGUUUAUUCUCGCUGUUAUCGAAGAUGAAGAGAAUGGAAAGUCUCGAACGAGGCUUGAAAUUCAAUGUUGGGAUGAUGACCCAACGGAGAUGGAGCGGCAUAAGAGAUGGCUGGAGAUACCCUGUCCUGAUGAAUCACAAUCUGUUCAGGUUGGCCUCGGGCGCACACUUAGCCCGAGCCACCUCGGUCUCAAUGGAAUAGCGCAGCUCUUGCGGAUGGUCCGCUUGAAGAGCCCCACGCUGCCGCCACAUGUGGCCUUGACAGAUUCCAGAACCCAGGCAUCGAUCGAGCAUCUGCAAAAGGAGAAUGAGCUGUUUGAUUCACAUGAAUUGACUGACUCAGAAGGAUCCAAGAAGACGGACAACCACAGCUGGGAGGCGCAACGCGACGCAGAAGAAGCAAAAUUUGCACUUGGACUGGGCAAGACGCAAAGUAGUCUUGUCGUGUGGUCUGGUUCUCGAAUAUGGCGCGUGCUACACAGCCCUCUGGUAGUCCAACUAGAGGAAUCCCUGCAGGCCGCCCAGGUGACGGAGGACAGGCACACGGUGCUGCGUAGGGAGGUCAUCCUGGACUUGCUGCUCUCGAUCCAGGAUACCGAGCCGAAGAGUGAAGCCGAAUUUAUCGGACUGGGCUACGUGAAGCAAAAGGCGAGCCUCAUGCUUUACGGAGACCUCCUCUCUAUGCCGCCCGAUGACCGCAGUGAUACAGCAAUCAAGGGUACCGAAAAAGCCCUAGUGGCGGGUAACCUUGAUCCUCGCUUGGUCUUGCUGUUUAUUCCUCUACUGCGAUGCGAGAUCUUGCAAGGGCCUCAGGGCAUAUGGAUACAUGCUGGACUGGCAAACACGGCGGAAAAGUAUCUCAAGCAAGUCGAAGAGAUAGGCGUGGAGUCUUCUGGACCGGCAGCUUCUCGCAAUCCCGUUCUCGACAUGGUAAGACGAUUUCUUCUCUCCUGGCAGCAAAAACGAGGAUAUGGUAGCAUCACCGACGAGACAUAUGUUUUGGAUAGCACGGAUGUUGCGCUGUUGCAUCUGACCUUGGAACAAGAUGCCUACUUGACGCGAGACCAACGGGCAGCGUCACCCACUCGCUCCGAGCUGAAUCGGCUGGUCGAUAACUGGAAAGGCAAUUUCGACAGGGCAGUUGUGCUUUUGGAAACAUAUAAACGACUCUAUGUUCUAAGCCGCCUAUAUCAGAGCCAAAAAAUGUCUCGCAAUGUUCUGAAGACCUGGCAACGAAUCGUUGAUGGAGAGACCGAUGCUGGCGGAGAGGUCUCCGCAAAUGGUGUAGAGACGCAGAUGCGCAGGUAUCUGGUCAAGAUCAAGGACGUGCAGCUGGUAGAAGAAUAUGGCUCUUGGCUGGCUGCACGUAAUCCCCACUUGGGCAUCCAGGUGUUCGCAGACAAUUCCAGCCGGGUGAAAUUGGAACCGACGAAUAUUGUUACUCUACUCAAAGAGCGAGCACCCAAUGCCGUCCAGGUUUACUUAGAGCACCUGGUGUUUGCCAAGAACUACACACAAUAUGCCGAUGAUUUGAUCUCGUACUACUUGGACACAGUACUCUCCGUGCUCGAGGCGUCCCCCGAAGCACGGGCUUCCUUGGCAGAGUCUUAUUCAACCUAUCGAGCGCUUCGUGCGCCCAAACCGACAUACUUGAACUUCAUCACUGAGAACACCCCCGCAGAACCCUGGUGGCAGUCCCGACUCCGAUUACUCCAACUGCUGGGUGGAAUCUCCAGCUCCCAAUUCUCCUCCCAACCCAUUCCAACAGGAAUCAGCUACUCAAUCCCUGCGGUACUGGCGCGUAUUGAGCCAUACCAAAACGAGCUCGUUUCCGAAUGCAUAAUUCUCGACGGCCUCCAGGGCCACCACAGCCCGGCCCUCCGCCUCCUCACACACGGCCUCGGAGACUACGAUUCCGCGAUCCGCUACUGCCUGUUUGGCGGACCACGCAGCUCCUCCACUUCAACAGGCGCCCCGCCCGAAUUAGCAGACUACAAUCUGCAGAAGACACUCUUCCGCCACCUACUUGACGAAUUCCUGCACAUCCAGGACCAGUCAGACCGCAUCGAGCGCACAAGCGACCUCCUCGCACGCUUUGCAGCCUGGUACGAUGUCCGCGAAGUGCUCGAUCUCGUUCCAGAGGGCUGGAGCGUUGAUAUUUUGGGCGGCUUCUUGGCACACGUGUUCCGUGAUCUGGUGUCGCAGACUCGCGAGGCUCGCAUUGAGCGUGCCCUGAGUGCGGGUCUGCAUUUGCGGAUUGCUGCCGAGUAUAUCGAUGGGAUGGAGAAGGCUGGACCUUGGAUCGAAGAGGCAGAGGGGGUGAGAAGGCUGAAGGAUGCCGCGCCACGGCGGGCUGACCUACCGCAGACCGAUGGCCAUAGUGAUGCUGUUUCUGGUGAUUCUACGGAAUUCGGAGAGACGGUGGGGCCUACAUCUAGGGGAGUGGGCCAGUAG